This is a messenger RNA of Cucumis sativus (cucumber), 1650 nucleotides long. RefSeq names its product serine/threonine-protein kinase RIPK. Lineage: Eukaryota; Viridiplantae; Streptophyta; Magnoliopsida; Cucurbitales; Cucurbitaceae. Gene Ontology annotation, biological process: protein phosphorylation. The transcript is spliced from 4 exons. The coding region runs from base 192 to 1457 and encodes 421 amino acids. The record is from RefSeq and is a predicted model, not a curated record. Gene Ontology annotation, molecular function: protein kinase activity; ATP binding.
UUUAAAUACCAACAAACCCCAUUUCCCAAUUUUCUUCAAAAUUCCCUCAUCUAAUCUCAUCUCAUCUUCUUCCCACCAAACCAAAAAAAAAAAAAGAGAGAAAAUUCUUUGGUUUGUUUUGUAAACUCCAACACUCAAAUUCCAAAUCCCACCUUUUCAGUUGUUCAUAAUAAUAUUAUUGUACCAAAUUAAUGACGAUGAAGAAGAGGGUUUCAUGGAGGUCAUUUCUGCCACCAAUCUGCGGCGGUGAGUUGCCGGCAAAGGCGACGAAGAAGGUGGCGGCGAAACAGAGUUCUUUCACUAGAAUUUCUCAGCUUGAUCUAAGCAAUCCCAAUUCUCUUCUUUCUGAAGAUCUUUCCAUAUCUUUGGCUGGCUCUAACAUUCAUAUGUUCACUUUGGGAGAGAUUAAGGUCAUGACACAAACUUUCUCCACCGGUAGUUUCAUCGGAGAAGGUGGGUUCGGACCCGUGUAUAAAGGAUUCAUCGAUGAUAAGCUCCGUCCCGGCCUCAAGGCUCAGCCUGUCGCCGUCAAGCUCUUGGACUUGGAUGGCACUCAGGGCCACCGCGAGUGGUUGACGGAAGUGAUAUUUUUGGGACAACUACGAGAUCCUCAUUUGGUGAAAUUGAUUGGAUAUUGCUGUGAAGACGAACAUAGGGUGUUGGUUUAUGAGUACAUGCCAAGAGGAAGCUUAGAGAACCAACUCUUUCGAAGAUUUUCAGUGUCAUUAUCAUGGUCAACAAGAAUGAAAAUAGCUUUAGGAGCAGCCAAGGGAUUAGCCUUUCUUCAUGGAGCUGAAAAACCAGUGAUUUAUAGAGAUUUCAAAGCUUCUAACAUUUUGUUAGAUUCUGAUUACAAUGCAAAGCUUUCAGAUUUUGGUUUGGCUAAAGAUGGACCUGAUGGAGAUGAUACACAUGUCUCCACCCGAGUCAUGGGUACGGAAGGCUACGCUGCUCCCGAAUAUAUUAUGACUGGUCAUUUGACGGCAAUGAGUGAUGUGUACAGUUUCGGAGUAGUACUUUUGGAGUUGUUGACUGGACGACGAUCGCUCGAGAAGAGUCGACCGCACCGUGAACAAAAUUUGGUCGAGUAUGCUCGUCCGAUGUUGAUGGACAACCGAAAGCUUUCUCGGAUCAUGGACACGAGACUGGAAGGGCAAUACUCAGAGACCGGAGCAAGAAAAGCGGCAACAUUGGCGUACCAAUGUCUGAGCCACCGCCCAAAGCAGAGGCCAACGAUGAACGAAGUGGUGAAAAUCUUGGAGCCACUUAAGGACUACCAAGACAUGCCCAUUGGAACCUUUGUUUUCGAGAUGCCGGAUUCUUCUCCGGUAUCAUCAAACGGCCAUCACAGACAAAAUCACGGACACCGACGUUCUAGAUCGCCGAAUUCACCAUUGACGGAAAAUGGGGCGAGCAAUGGCAACCGACGACCGACAAGCGGCGGCCGGAGACCAUAGGGCCGUUAGAUUUGGUAUAGAGUCCUUGUAAAUUAUCAAAUAUGUAGAUAGAAAUUCAUUGGACAUACUUGCAAGUUGCCAUAGAAGGUGUGGGUAAUUUCAAUUAUCAUUAUUUUUUUUUUCUUUAAAUGAUUUUGAUUUUCUUUUUCUUUUUCUUUUUAUAUUAUAUAUACACACACAAAAAUAUUUGAUA